GGCCGUAUACGGCUGACACGAAGUUUCGCUGUGGUGGCUGGAAUGUACUCGUAUUUGUUGGCUCUCCGUGAAUUUAGUCAUCAAAAUAACUCAUGUGUCGGUGCCGCACGGAUUCAAAGUUAACGCGAGCUUAUGUAGGCGCGCGUCACGGUCGCCGGACGUCCACGUCGAUAAAAACAUGAACUGGCUGCGCCCGCGCUACAUCAUAGCCGUGUUCCUAUUCUCAGAGGUGGUUCUCGGCAGCGGCGUACUCGUUCAGGACCGCUGGACAAAUGCACUCACAGGCGACAAGGAUGCAUCGGAUCACGCGCAAGGCAGUGCGCCUACGGCGGACGACAAAGGGAGCACAGCAACAUGUGAGAAAGUGAAGGCAUGCGAUGACCUGCUGGGCUAUGAAGCAAUUCGAGCCCUGCAUCAACAGCUGGAUGAUGAUGACAAUGGAAGCGUUGACAUCGCUGAGACUGAUGAGUUUCUUAGAGACGAGCUGCAGUACGAGAACGGCUAUGAGCGGCAGAAGAAAUUUCACGGCAAUGACAAGUACAUUUCCCUCGAGGAAUUGUGGCAAUCCUGGCAGGUCUCUGAAGUCCACAACUGGACAGUGGAAGAGACGAUCGAGUGGCUGGUUAGCUGCGUUGAGCUGCCGCAGUAUUCAAAGACCUUUGAAGAAAAUGCGGUGGAUGGCUCAACUCUGCCCAGAAUGGCCGUAGCCAACAACAACUACCUGAGCAGCGUGCUUGGCAUCAAGGAUGUUAUCCACAAACAGAAACUUACCCUCAAGGCCAUGGAUGUUGUGCUCUUUGGGCCUCCAAAACAUCACAACUACGUCAAGGAUGUGCUGUUGGUGCUGUCGCUGGUGAUUGCCAUAGGUGGCUGCUGGUUUGCAUAUGUGCAGCACAACUACUCUCAGCGCCAUCUGAAGAAGAUGAUGAAGGAUAUGGAUAGCCUACAGAGAGCUGAGGAGCAGCUGUCCGAGCUGCAGCGAGAGUUGGACAAAGCCAAGAUGGAACAGGAAACUGCAGUCAUACUAAAGCAGAGACUGGAGGAUGAAAUCCUUGCUGCCAAGCAAGAGCGAGAGUUUUGGAGCUCAGCGGACCCUGAACAGACACGGACCAUCGUAGAGUGCCUGCAAGAGGAAGUGCGGACAUUGCGGGAACAGCUGGCCACAGCACAGGCAGCACUGAGCUCAGCAGUGAGGUCCGGAGGUACGGGUGGCUGGAUGCCCCCACCAUCUUUGCAGCACUGGUUGCAGCUGACGCACGAGCUGGAGUUGCGCCACUACAAUGCCAAGAAGGCAGCCGCCGAGAAGCAGCUUGUGGCGGCUAAGGAAGGGUGCGAAAAACUUCGCAAGAAACGUGGAAGCUUCAUGGGGUCCUUCCGCAUUGCGCAUGGGAGUUCCAUCGACGACAUCGACAACCGAAUCCUUCAGGCCAAGGCUGCGUUGUCGGAGGUGACGAAGGACCUUCAGGAGCGACUGCAACGUUGGAAGCAGAUCGAGCGACUCUGCGGCUUCUCCAUCGUCAACAACCAGGGGCUGGGCUCCCUGGAGAACAUGCUACGAGGUUCUUUCCUCAAUGGCAGUGCUGCCUCCUUUUUGCCCCACUCCUAUUCCGUUGGUGCGUUUGGCACUUACUGUGGCAGUUUCAGACAGGGCAAGCAAAUGACCCGUUCAGGUAGCGAGGGUACAUUGGCUGAGGAAGAAUCUGCCUAUGGGAUCAGCGCUGUGCAGCAACUGGUGCACAAUUCGGCCGCUCUGUUUCUUGCCUCUGUGCCACCGGCUUGCGACCUCACCAAGUGCACGCUAGCUGCAGCUGCAGGCUUCCCUCCUUUCCGUGUCGUGCCUCUUAACAGCGCUAACCUUCCUCAGUCUGCUGCUGCCUCUGUCUCCACCACCGCUAGCACCACUGUGCCCGCUUCUUUGGCCAACCUCAAUGGCUCGGUGUCAAGUGUAGCUUCGCUGCUGAGUUUGAGGUGCCCCGAGCGGCCCAGCACGCUGCCAAUCAGUGCAACCAAGUCCAAUGGGGCCUCCUCCCAAAGGCUUGCUCUCCUGGAUGAGACUGAUGAUGACGCAGAGGAGUUCACGGACUCUUCUCUGCCCACAGUACUGUCGGCAGGAACCCCUGCGCCCACUGCUGUAUCUUUCAUGGUCGGGGACAGCAGGUUAGCAAUGGUGUUUAGAAGCCCAUCAGAACCUCCACAGCUUGUUCGACCCAAGAGCAGCCAGCUGCUCAAUAAAGCAGCGAGUGCAGAUGAUGCACCACCUCGCCGAAUCCUGACAUCCACUGAGCUCAUGGUGCAGACUGAGCCGUCUUCACCAAUGACGCCAGAGAGUGCAGGCCCCACCACCACCUCCGAACCGCUGCUUCUUCCGCGGCCACCGCUGACAUCAAUGUCUUCGAUAGAACGACGCAAGAAGGCGGGCAACAUUCUGGUGGCUGCUCUGAAGGGAAACUUUUCCGGCGCAGUCGUCGAUGAAGAAAACUCAACAGACUCUAACUCAACAGCAGAUGAUGACAGUUUGAAAGAAAAGAAAAAGGCCAAGGCGUCCUCCAUCUUCCAGCCACUCAAGAAGAAGAAGCCGAAAGCAUUGUGACUCUCUGUGACCGAAGCCCCGCUUUGUUUUCUUGUAUUCCUGCCUUGGUGCCACAUCCAGAGGCUAAUUUUGCAGUCAGCUAGCAUCCGCAGUGGUCCUUUCUUUUGUUUGUUUACCUCUCCUUUUCUGGUACGCCCGUGAGCACAAAGUGCUCCACAGUAUAUCUGAUGUGCUUGACAAUAUUCGCCUCUCCCUGCAUUUUGUUAGCAGGCCAGCAGGGCUGUGUCAACACAUGAGCCUAAUUUUUCGUUAAUAGGCAAGCAGUUUGAAGCAACAUGAGGAAGCUAGAAUUAUCUCCCUGUGUUUGGGAAAAAGUGACUGCAUUGCAAUGUGCUUCAUUACUGGUUCUUUUUUCUUCCUUUUUUUAUUUUUUUAUUCAUUCAUAUUUUAAAGCAACGUAAGCUGUUCAAGGCACACUGAGAGUGAAUGAACUUUAUUUUUUAUUCUUUUUUUCCUUGUUUUAUCAGCUGUCAUCGUUCGUCACCUUGCAGUUGUGCACGUCCAAGUGGCUUUCACCUGUGUUGAAUCUUCUUUUUGGACUUGUUUUUGAGAGAUGGUCUCCUCUGUUACCAUAUAUGUGUGUCUGCAAUUUCUUAUGGCACAGGUUCUUUUUUCUUUCUUUUUUGGUAAUGGCUGCUUGUUGAGCAGGAGGAGAAGCAUGUGGUACGUCAAGAACUGUAUUUUUCUAACUUAUAUUUUUGGUAAGGCACAUGGACUAUUCUUUCUGCCAGAAGCCAUCACCCAGAAAUGUGUCAGCAGGCAUAUUUAAUGAUUCACUUUGCAUGUCCAUUAAUUUUCUGUGUUCUUGUUGGUGACCCCUGUUACCGUCCCUUUGGAUGUCAAGAGGAUUGGCUGUCCUUCAGUGUUGUCAUUUGCGAGCAGUUUUAAUGGGCUUUUGCUCCAUAACUAAAACAGAAUAAAUGCUCUAACAGAGCACUUUGUUUAUUGUUAUUAUUUGCAAGCAUAUCUGAGUGCUGCUGGCAUUUUUCCUUAAACUGUUUUGUCUUUACAAAGCUUCUUUACAUGUGUCAAAUUGCAAUGAAAUCUUUUACUUUGAUUUUUCUUGGUGAGAAUUGUCACUAGGCAGUAGUAACCUUUCUUAUUGGGUGUUUAUUUUAAGCUGAGCUUCUAGAGAUUGCCAACUGGGUUAGGUACAUCACUGCCCUUGAUGAAUAAGUAUCCAAGUUGAAAUUUGAUGUCAUUACAGCAGUCGGAUUCUGUAGGCAGGGUUAGAUGCGAGUACCGACUCUACGUCUGCAAGGGGCUCGUGGCGAUUGUUGAAUCAGCAUUUGUCAUCGAGAAUUGUAAUCUUCUUUUUAAUGAAGUCCGGCUUUACUAGCUCACAGAUAUACCGUUCGGAGUUGUUAAGUUUAACCGUUUUCAACAUUUAGUCAUGUUGCCAGUUGACUAUAGCUACGGUGGGCUUGGGUAAUCCCUAUAGUAGCUGCUUUAUCUAAAGCUUGGAAACGUGUAGCCUUGUAGCCCGUCUAUCCAGGUCUGAAAUUAUUUCUUCCAUCUUUCACAGAAAGCUUGCCAAGUUUAACCAUGUGACAGGCCAGCCAUUCAAGCAUAUGACUAACCAGUGCUUGAUAUAAAAGGGGAGUGAAAGACCAAUCUGUAUAACUGUCGCCCAACUUCUGAAAGGUUUUGUCGUAAAUGUCAACUAUCAGUAACCAGUGUAUUCUGUAUUCUAUGUGUGUCCUUGGUAACAGUUCCAUCAUGUAAAGUUUUUUGGAGAGUUUUUUUUUUUCUAUUUUGGAUGUUGGCCACUUGGGCCAGACCUUGUAAUCUUGUGUGUGCAUGUAUGUGACCUGUUAUGUGAGUUGGCCAUGUGGCACCCACCCUGUCCUUUGCUUCAAGCCCGUCAAAUGGACACUGUGCUUUAGAAGUUGGGGAUGAGUGUUGCUGCACCUGGUGUGUGGUGCUUGACGCACUGCUUCACAAACUGUGAUAUCGGCUGAGGGAUCUCUCGCUAGGGGCUUCGCGAUGUACGCAAUACGGUGCACAUGUUGCAACUUUGUGGAUUAUUAUGCAUGUGUGGAUCUGAACCACCGUUGCGACUCUUCAGAGAGAAUAAUACAUAGUAUAUACUAUCAUGCACGUUACUUCAAAGAAGCCGAGGGCUUUUUAGGAGUACUGUAUACUCGUCGUUUCGCUUGUCACCUGACUGCAAUUGCAUUUCACUUAUGCAUAUGGGAGUCCUGCAGCUUUUUUUAAGUGCUUCAAGCUGCAAGGACAGUAUUAGGAGAGUAAUACUUGGUUAGAGCACAGUUUUGUUUAUUUUCGCAUUUAUUCGACAUUGGCAUUUAAACAUUGGUAGACAAGUGCUACAAUUUUUACAGGCUACUACCAAGAUCUGGUUAGUGUAAGUCAUGCAGUAGGGUGUGCGCAAGAUACGCUAAUUUACAUUUCUGCUUUUACUUUGUUGCUGGGUGAUUGUUGGCUUGUAACAUGCUUAAUCAUGAACACCUGCACAGUUUCUGUCAUGUACAAGCUUUCAGCGAUAACUUUCUAGGGCAGUAAUUAAGCACUGGGGCCAGCACCUUAUCAGUAAAUAUUGAGGCCACAGGCACUCUUGCCCCAGACCACCACUUCUGUUUUGUUGCUUGAACAGUUCACCAUCGUAACACAGCUGAGAUCAGGUGUCAACAUUUAUGUUGUCCUUGUUCUAGGUAUUGAUCAUCACCAGAAAUUGUUUACUGGUCUUAAUUAAGCACCUACAACAUGAAGCUCGGUUCGCCCUUAAUUUUAGUGUGGGAGUUUCAUGGCACAAGAUAUGUGAAACAGUGUCCAUGCCUGAAAGAGAAGCCAAAAUGGGUUUCGUGUGGUCGUCACUUCAGACACUGUAUAAGGUUCUCCAGAAUGGAUGGGAACACCCAGUUGUCUAGCUAAGAUAAUUACUCAACUGUCACGUCAGACCUUGCUCACUUGUAGUAGCUAAGCAGCUCCUUUCCCAAAGAAUUUGCUCCCUUGUUUUUCCUUUCACUUCAGUACAAAAACAAGAACAACUUGCAGCCUUGAAUGUGAAUGGGGUGUUCCCUUUCGUAUCGACGCCCACAUGUAUCUUGAGUGCUGCCCCCUGUGCUCAUACUUGGCAUCAACUCGAAAAAAAGAAAAGCCUGAUCAAUUUUCAAUUUUCUUGCACAUGAAGUGCUACUGCAUAAGUAUUGUGUUGUACAGACAUCCACACUUCUAUCUAGGGCAUCCGAGUGAUGCACAUCUGGACAAAGGGAGUGAUAUUUGAGUGCAGCUGUACGCGUGAGCAACAAGACAGACGCACAAGCCAUGUAUCUCACACCUGGUACCUCAAACUCAGCAGCUGCUAUCUCAAUGUUUUCUUGUAUUGUGCUGCUUGAGCACUCUAGACAGAAGUGUGUAUGUCUAUCAGCUAAGUAAAAACUUGCGCAGUCUGUCAGUCAGCAUGCGUGCUAUGCCAACCUUGGACUCUUAAAGCUAUGUUUGCUCCUUUACAGCAAAAGCCUGUCUUCUCAGUGACGAGUGGUGUGCUCUCUAUGUCCUGUGUAAAACUUGUUUCAAACAACUCUUUCCAUGGCCAGCAAUCUUCAGAGCAAUCACACAGGGUGAUGGAAAAGGCAGUUGUCAUGUGAACUUUUGUGUUUAUGUGGUGUGCUGUUUUGUCAUCGAAUGCAGAAUGGCUGGUGGAAUCAAAUUAUGUGCCGCUGCAAAAUAAAAUAAACCCUUUCUCUUUUCCA
Messenger RNA from Dermacentor andersoni, 6303 nucleotides. RefSeq names its product stromal interaction molecule (gene Stim). Gene Ontology annotation, cellular component: plasma membrane; endoplasmic reticulum. Gene Ontology annotation, biological process: store-operated calcium entry; intracellular calcium ion homeostasis; activation of store-operated calcium channel activity. The record is from RefSeq and is a predicted model, not a curated record. Gene Ontology annotation, molecular function: calcium channel regulator activity; calcium ion binding; protein binding. Lineage: Eukaryota; Metazoa; Arthropoda; Arachnida; Ixodida; Ixodidae.